Messenger RNA from Ictalurus furcatus (blue catfish), 1382 nucleotides. RefSeq names its product pejvakin (gene pjvk). Bases 91 to 1200 code for a protein of 369 amino acids. The transcript has 6 exons. Gene Ontology annotation, cellular component: cytoplasm. Gene Ontology annotation, biological process: programmed cell death. Lineage: Eukaryota; Metazoa; Chordata; Actinopteri; Siluriformes; Ictaluridae. The record is from RefSeq and is a predicted model, not a curated record.
CAUGCCGCACAUAUCGAUACCAUCUAACACUAAAAGUUAUAGAGGGCUACUGUUGCUUUGAUUCAACGUGUCGAGUCAUGAGUUUUUGAAAUGUUUGCAGCAGCCACCAAGAACUUUGUGAAGCAGGUUGGGGACACCGGCCGGCUGAUUCCCGUCCCGAGCCUUAGCGAGGCCGACCGAUAUCAGCCCCUCAGCCUGGUGACCAGGAAAAGGAGGAGGUAUUUCUGGAAAAAGAACAAAUAUGGCUCGACACCAUUCUCGCUCAAGGACAUACUUGUGGGAGAAAAGGAGAUCACUGCAGGAGUGUCCUCUUACCAGCUUCUCAACUAUGAAGACAAGUCAGACGUGUCUUUAAACGGCCGUCUGGGCAACCACCUGUUUCACGAAGUGGGCGUCAACAUCAGCGGUUCGGACUCCGUGGCGGUCAAAGCGUCCUUUGGGGUUGUGACCAAACAUGAGGUGGAGGUUCCGACCUUACUACGGGAGCUGAACUCGAGAAAAGUGGACCUGGAUCACUGUCUGAUCCGUCAGUCUAAGGACAGUGGACGGACGGUACUGUGCGUCGUCAUGGAGAGUAUUCGCACCACACGACAGUGUUCUCUCACUGUCCAUGCUGGCAUGCACGGUGCUACCAUGCGGUUUCAGAUAGAUGACAUCCAUAAUCCCAGAGGCCGUGACAAAUCCAUUGUAAUUCCCGCCCACACCACCAUAGCCUUCAGCAUCUUUGACCUUUACGUGCGACUUGAUGGACGUCUCGAUAUCUGUGUAGCACCGGAGUCUGUUGGAGGCUUUGAGAAAGAACAGAUGCGUGAGCAGCUCGGAGGAUUCAUUGGCAGGUUUUCAGUCGGCAGGCUGCGAAGGUUCCUCUCAGGAAUCAUUUAUGGGAACCCCUUCAGAGCAGACGACAGAACCUUCGAAGAGCUCACACACUCUGACCUGUACAUGGACGACGUGGUGGAUUACUAUGAGAAGGCAGCCAGCAUGACUGACCUGUCCACAUCAUACCUGCAUGAAGACAAGCACACCCGAGUUAACCUGCUCAACCAUAACGUCCCCAAAGGCCUGUGUGCUCUCUGCAGCAAGUCCCACCAGCGCCGAGAGACAGUCUACGGCUGCCUUGAGUGCUCCUCUGGUGGGCAGAAGUAUGUGCGCCUACAUGCUGUGCCAUGCUUUGACCUGUGGCACAAAAGCUUACGGUGAGGACUCCAUGUGCUGAAGAAUUACAGAAUGUGAAUACAGAUUAUAUUUUGAAAAGAUCUAGGGAUAGGCCAGCACCAGGGAUCUGGUACUUAAAUAUUCCACGUGUGUCUUCAGUUCAAUUCAAUUCAAGUCGUGUAACAUUUUUAACAAGCAUUACAGAAAUUCAGAUCCCUAAUGAACAA